UACCUUGAUGGCAUAAGCUCCUUCAUAUCCCUGGGUUUGUGGGCUGUGGGGACCCUUCAUAGCACGGCGACCAUGUCCAUACAGAGGGUAACUACGGUUUGUGUGUGCUCCGGCACAUGCACCGUCUCAAUAUUUUCCAGUCCUGCCACGGCCACUCUGGCUGGGCAGGCCUUACUUUUUGCUCUUCCACCCUCCUAACCCUAACCCUACACAUUUCCAAAAUGAGAAGUGACAUCGUCAUAAGGUCUUUGGUGUAGACUCCGAUUCAAAAGAUUCUACUACAAGACAUGUCACAUUGUUUUUCAGCCUGGAAUGUCAAAUGUCGAUUUACUCUUCAGGAGCACGAUCUGGCGCAAUCUCGGAUAAUAUUGUUAUGCUCCAUGUGCUAAGGCACUCAGGCUAUCACACGAUAUACCUUGUGAUUACGGGCACUCAGGUCACGUCCCUUCGUUCUGCUCGUCCACCAUGGGCCCCAUAAUCCGACCCGCCACCAAGGGUGACCAGCCUGCCCUCUCCAACAUUUGCUUGCUCACCGCCAACGCGGGCACAUCAUCCAAGGACUUACACUCCCAUCCAGCACUCCCAGGCCUGAUUUACUCCCUUCCCUACGUGCACCUUGAAUCAACCUGGGGCUUCGUGCUUGAGGACGAUGGAGAAGUCGUGGGGUACACUCUCGGCGCAUUCGAUACGCGCAAAUUCGAGGAGAGUGCAGACGCGGACUGGUGGCCCUUACUCAAAGCGCGUUACGGGCCCCUGCUACAAAAUCCUGACGCAGCGCUCACAGCUGCGGAUAGGAUCUAUAUCAACACGAUCAUGACAAUUCCCAGAGCAAGUGAUGCACAGAUGGCAUUCGCACCUGCGCACCUGCACAUCGACAUCCUGCCGAGCUAUCAGCGGCAGGGAUGGGGGCGGAAAUUGAUUGGACGGGCGAUGGCGAAUUUGAAAGAAAAUGGGAUAAAGAGUGUUUGGUUGGGCAUGGAUCCGAAGAAUAAGGAGGCGGCGGCGUUUUAUGGGCGAUUGGGUUUCAAGAAGGUGGAUGGAGCGCAGGAGGGCAUCAUGGGUAUCACGGUGCAACAAUGGGAGGAGUACGCUGUUUAAGUUGCAAUUGCGAAUAAAGAACGGGUUCUUGAUGAUGCUGGGGCACUCCUCGUCAAACAUUCCAAUUGUGAAACACUGGCAGCUGGACCAGAUGCGGUGAGCUGGAUGCCAGGAGUUCAAAGUGCUGGCGCUGAUUGCGUCCCGUCGUUGAUUGAUCGAAGAAACAGCCUAGCACUAUGUGCUCACUAGUGCAAAUAUUAUGUUCAUUGUGUCCAGUGAGCAUACUACUGACACCAGGACUCACUUUACGUGUCAGCCAGUUCCAUACCUGUUCUCGAUGCUCACAGUGCCUAUCGUAAGUCACGGAUUUGAUCGUGAUGAGUCCCUGUGCUUCGUGUAGUUAUUCGAGAGACGUGCGAAUUGCGCACGAAAUUCACUGUGCACACCCAACCACUUGUAUCGUCCGUACC
Molecule: messenger RNA, 1508 nt
Organism: Suillus clintonianus
Lineage: Eukaryota; Fungi; Basidiomycota; Agaricomycetes; Boletales; Suillaceae
Product: acyl-CoA N-acyltransferase
Exons: 2
Coding region: 466-1098 (210 amino acids)
Biological process (GO): glycoprotein metabolic process
Molecular function (GO): acyltransferase activity, transferring groups other than amino-acyl groups; beta-N-acetylglucosaminidase activity
Source: RefSeq, a predicted model, not a curated record